Molecule: messenger RNA, 1740 nt
Organism: Podospora pseudopauciseta
Lineage: Eukaryota; Fungi; Ascomycota; Sordariomycetes; Sordariales; Podosporaceae
Exons: 2
Coding region: 1-1572 (523 amino acids)
Source: RefSeq, a predicted model, not a curated record
AUGCUAGUACCCUCUUAUUACUUUGACUCUGCCCAGAAAACACCUACCCGGCACCAUCUCAGCUCGAGCAUGGCUCCCAUGGCUCCUCCGCCAGCAUUUGACUUGCGUUCUCAGGUUAUUGAAAACUGCAAGUUCUUCAGUCGUCAGGAUGCGGACAUCUCGUUGGUCACGGCACUGGAACCUCUGGGCAAGUUCAAGGUCCUGGUCCUGAGAGCCGAGCAGGGCGAGCGGGAGGUCCUCAUGUCCGAACACGCACCUUCUCUCCAAGAGGCCAUCCACGGCCUUCACGUCAAGUCUGCCGCGGCUGUGCAGAACUACAUAUCUACCAAUGGAUACGUCUUUGCCACCAGCCUCAAGAAGAAGCGGAGCCUCAAGCCCUCGAGUGACGACAGCGAGGACGGAAGCGACAGCGACACUGCCUCUGUUUCUUCGACUGUGACGGUUGACCAGUCCCCUUCCACCACCUACAAGGAGGAGUCCUUCUCAGACAAUGAGACCGUCUCCGUCACCUCGACUGGUCUGCUCAAGAAGUGCGCCAGGGGUAAACCAGCCAGGAUUCCCAACCCAUACACCCAAGCAGCCCCCAAAUCUCAACCCGCCCGCCGCUCUCGCUCCCGUUCCCGGUCCCCCGCCCGAUCUCGCUCCCGCUCAAGGUCAUCUGAUGAAUCCUCCGAAAACGAGCUCGACUCGGACGUGCCAACGGUUGUCCCCCUCGUCAACCGCCGCCCCCCUUUCUUCAACGGCAAUGGGUUCUCCCAACGUGUGCGCUGCGUCCCGCCGCGCGGGUUCCAACCCAUGAUGGCUCCUCCCCCUCCCCCUCCCCCCCCAGGACCACCCAACCCCCAAGCAGGGCCGCCGUUGGGCUGGGUGAUGGGACACCCCCAUUCUUACAUCACACCACCCCCCUCUGCGGUCCCUACCACCAAACCUAACGCCCCUCCCCGCCCCAAUGGUACCAAUUCCACACCUCAUCGACCUAGCGGUCCGCCCCAGCACGACAUCCUCCUGCACAUCCACUGGCGUCACCACGGCGAGCAACGCACCCUCGAGCAAGCCCCCUUCUCCGUUCGUUCGCUCCAGGACACAGCCAUCGCCUACGUCAGACGCUCUCCGGCGUCGUUCUCCAACGUGACAACGGCGGAUAAAUCCCCUGCUCGCCUCUGGCAUUUACGGGCAACGGUUGUCAGCGUCCAGGUUGAUGGGGAGGACUACGAUUUGAGCAACUACCCCGGGGAUGACCUGACACGGUUUAUCUCUGCGUUGGGGCCGAAGGGGGUGGUGAGGUUCGAGGUUGAGGUUGUGUCGAUGGGGGGUGAGGGUAACCAGGGACAACAGCAGGGGCAGGGGCAGGGGGGCAAUUUGCCCGGGAUUAGGGCUGUGAUGGGGGGUGGGAAGAAUGGGAAUGGGAACGGGGGGAUGAAUAUGUGUUCUUGGCCUAUGCCGAUGGGGAUGGGGAUGCCGAUGCCGAUGCCGGGGGGGAUGCCGGUGAUGCAUAUGGGUGCUGCUGCUCCGGCGCCUCCUCCCCCUCCGCCGCCGCCGCCGAGUGCGGGGACUGGGCAGAGGGAGGAGUAGAGUAGGGCUGGGGAUCAUAGGAUGUUAUGAUUGGGGGGAGGGGUGGGCGGAUUGGGGAGUGGUUGUCUAGGGCGGACAGGGCACAGCAGGACGGUAAGGCUACGGCCGAGAUGUGGGCUGCUGCAGGACGGGAGGACAAAUGUCAUGAUAUGCAGGUAAGGAACCGGG